AUGGCUACUUUUCGAGACAUCGCUGCUUGGGCCCAAACUCUCGCAGAAAUUGCCGCUGCCCCCACUGAAGCCACGAGGAAUAGUCCUCCGCUCGCGCAAGCACUUUCUUCUCUUCAAAAGAUUGGAUUUCAAGAUAUUGGCGGUGCCGUGGAAGCUUUCAAGAAACACGGUACCGCACUCAAAGAUUCGAUGGAAGCGACCUAUGCACAGAUGCCUCCAGAAAUUCGGAAUAAAGUGGAGAAGGUACAUGGUCGCCUCGUGGAUUCAAUUUCCUCCCCAGAAGAUAUGGAAUUCCAAGAACGCGCUGCCGACUGGACUACUGGUGUUGUUGACGCCUUCAGGAAACACGGUAUUUCGCUCAGAAGAACUGCACAAGCAGCCUAUGCAGACUUGCCCCCUGAAUUUCGUGAUGAGGUCGAGAAGGCGCAUGCAAGAGUCUAUCAAAUCGAAUGGAACAAACUAGCGGUGGACAUCCAAAUUUGGAUUAAGGCACAUCCAUACCAAACAGCAUUUUAUGUUGUGAAUGGAAUCGUAUUCUUUGCUCCAGCUGCAUCUAGUGGUCCGAUUCUAUGGGUUUUAGGAUUUUCGGGCAAAGGUCCAAGGGCUGCUUCAUUUGCAUCGAUCUUACAGAGAAAAUAUGGCACGGUCAGUGCGAAGGACGUAUAUGACCAUGCUCAAAGUGCUGUCAUGGGAGGUCAUGGAGCUACCGCUGUAAAUAUAGUAACAAAACUUUUUGUUGCUGCAAGUAGUCUUUUUGGUGAGAUGUGGGGAUCGCGGAAUGCAGGUAGGAAAUUUACUGCGAAGCUGUGA
Molecule: messenger RNA, 810 nt
Organism: Botrytis sinoallii
Lineage: Eukaryota; Fungi; Ascomycota; Leotiomycetes; Helotiales; Sclerotiniaceae
Exons: 2
Coding region: 1-810 (269 amino acids)
Source: RefSeq, a predicted model, not a curated record